Messenger RNA from Pteropus alecto (black flying fox), 1395 nucleotides. RefSeq names its product claudin 3 (gene CLDN3). NCBI's taxonomy places the organism in Eukaryota, Metazoa, Chordata, Mammalia, Chiroptera, Pteropodidae. The record is from RefSeq and is a predicted model, not a curated record. The transcript has a single exon. Gene Ontology annotation, molecular function: structural molecule activity. The coding region runs from base 348 to 1010 and encodes 220 amino acids. Gene Ontology annotation, biological process: cell adhesion; bicellular tight junction assembly. Gene Ontology annotation, cellular component: plasma membrane; bicellular tight junction.
CGGUAAAGGUGGGAAGAGGGGCCACGUCACUGUCCCCAGGCCAGGGAGAACGCGGCUCCGCCCCUCCCGCCCCUGCGGGAGCGCUGAGCACUGAUCUAAGGCCAACCCGCCCCAACCCAGGGCCAGCUCAGUCCCCGCCGCCCGCCCACAAAGCCGCAGGCAGGUGCAGACGCAGCCACGGCGCGAGCUGACAGAGCGGAGCCGUUAGCAAGCACGGUGCGUCCAUCUUUCGGUCCGGGCGUCCAUCCGUCCGCUCGCCGCAGCUCCCGCCCAGGCCCAGCGGCCGCGGCCCCUCAUCCUCCCCGCACCCAGAGCUGCCCGGCAGAGCCGGCUUUGGCGCGGCAGCCAUGUCCAUGGGUCUGGAGAUCGCUGGCACAACGCUGGCCGUGCUGGGCUGGCUGGGCACUAUCCUGUGCUGCGCGCUGCCCAUGUGGCGUGUGACGGCCUUCAUUGGCAGCAGUAUCAUCACGGCACAGGUCACCUGGGAAGGUCUGUGGAUGAACUGUGUGGUGCAGAGCACUGGCCAGAUGCAGUGCAAGGUAUACGAUUCGUUGCUGGCGCUGCCGCAGGACCUGCAGGCGGCCCGUGCCCUCAUCAUCGUCGCCAUCCUGCUGGCUGCCUUUGGGCUCCUCGUGGCGCUCGUGGGCGCCCAGUGCACCAACUGCGUGCAGGACGACACUGCUAAGGCCAAGAUCACCAUCGUGGCGGGCGUGCUCUUCCUGCUGGCCGCCCUGCUCACCCUCGUGCCGGUGUCCUGGUCGGCCAACACCAUCGUCCAGGAUUUCUACAACCCCCUGGUGCCAGAUGCCCAGAAGCGCGAGAUAGGCGCCGGCCUGUACGUGGGGUGGGCGGCCGCGGCGCUGCAGCUGCUAGGGGGUGCGCUGCUCUGCUGCUCGUGCCCGCCUCGGGAGAAGAAAUAUGCGCCCGCCAAGAUCCUUUACUCCGCACCGCGCUCUGCCGGGCCCGGCACGGGCACCAGCACAGCCUACGACCGCAAGGACUAUGUCUGAGCGGCAACAGCACGCAGACCCCACCACCCCUACGCGCUGAAGUGCCCACCAGUCCUGCGUGCCGCCUUGCAUCGGAGACCAGCCCGCCCCAGAUGUCAGGCAGCCCUCGCACUGGACUAGGAGGGGCCAGCCUGGUAACCCCUUCCCCAGCUGCCACCCCCUUCCCCAGCUGCCACCCCUUCGUGGGCAAGGAGAGGAACAGCGGACCCCAGCCGGGAACCAGCCCGCAUAGACAAUAAAACCUCCCCCUCUGAAACUUGGAGUAGAGUGGCCACCUACUUGCCCUCCCCGUCGGGCCGCGGCCCCAAAGCCGGCCUUGGGCAAGGGACCUGCAGCCUUGAAAAAGGCCACUUGAUAUUCUUCAAUAAAAGCCUUUCGUUUUGCA